Messenger RNA from Astyanax mexicanus (Mexican tetra), 9192 nucleotides. It is a transcript of the gene agbl5, whose product is annotated as AGBL carboxypeptidase 5. The record is from RefSeq and is a predicted model, not a curated record. Gene Ontology annotation, molecular function: zinc ion binding; metallocarboxypeptidase activity. Bases 5395 to 7488 code for a protein of 697 amino acids. Gene Ontology annotation, biological process: protein deglutamylation; proteolysis. NCBI's taxonomy places the organism in Eukaryota, Metazoa, Chordata, Actinopteri, Characiformes, Acestrorhamphidae. The transcript is spliced from 10 exons.
CUCAAGUGUCAGAAGUAGCGGAAAGUGGAGGACGCAAUGUCACCUGAGAAUACUGCAAGCUUGGUGACAAAAGCAGUCCACGUUUCAAACAUGUCCAAAACAGUUUGUCCUGCGCCUUGCAGUCUGAGAUUGAGCUCGUUGAGUUGCCCGGUGAUGUCCGCAAGAAAAAAAUGUUUCACAAUGCAAUUCUCGUCCUCCAGCUGCGGAUAUUGUUGUCCUUUCUCAGCCAGAAACACCUUGAUGGCAUCGAUGCAGCUGACAAAGCGCUCCAGAACUUUCCCGCAGCUCAGCCAUCUCACUGCCGAAUGGAGAGGAAGAUCUGCAUAUUCACUGUCCAUUUCCUCGAGCAGGGAUCGAAACUGUCUGUGUGUUAGUGCAGAUCGUUUGACGAGGAAGUUGAUCACCUUUGCCACCGUAGCCAUGACAUCAUUGAAAUCCGAAUUGGACAUUUUUGCACACAGGUUUUCCUGGUGAAUUAUGCAGUGGAGCUUCAUGACGGGGUGGCCAACUUUUUCUUCAAUUAGUUUGACGGCUCCCUUCUGCUUGCCAACCAUCGAAGGAGCACCGUCUGUAGUUACAGCAAACACCUUCCUCAUAUCAACUCCCCUCUCCACAAAAUGUUGCAUAAUCACUGUGGCUAUGUUGUCGCCUCUGGUUGUGUCCGGCAUGGGCUGUAAACAGCAGAGUUCCUCUCUCACGGUUGUAGUAUCACAGUAUCUUGCCAUGACAGCCAAUCGCGGGAUGUCAUUCACAUCAACACUCUCAUCUAGGGCUAGGCUAAAAACUCGAAAUGCCUCUUAAUGCUGGAAGUUCGGCACACAACGUUGUCAUAGCACACAGUGUACACACAGCACGAUCUUUGACAUACACAAAACCAUAGUUUUCCGUCCAGGAGGGCUGAAAUGCCCUAGCUUUGUUUUUUUUUAGCCGGAGGCUAUGUCAUCUCUUGUAACUAGGUAGGCUAACUGAUUUUAAAUAGGCUACAUGUAAACAUGGGUCUGUGGGAAAGUGGGCUAAGUGCAGAGCGUUGAGGAGUGAAAUUGAUUGGAAGACCUGAUUUUUAAUAUUUUUUAUUUAUUUAUUUUUAUUUUGCUGAUGCUGGUCCAGCGUGGCGCGUGCCAGUGAUUAUGCCUUGGCGUGCCAGCAGUGGCACGCGUGCCAUAGGUUGCCGACCCCUGUUCUAAACUGUCUCACUCCUUAACCCCCUUAUUCCCCUAUACUCUCCUAACCUUUUGUCCCUCACCCUUAUAUCUCACAUACCUCUCCUUUGUUUAACAUAAGUUGAUAGAGACACCUCCAAUGAUAACACCCCCCACAUACUUCUCUCUAAACUCCUACCCUUCUUCCCCCUGCAGUUUUCAAAUCAGUUCUACUGUAUGUAAAGUCCUACUGAAAUGUCUUAGUAAGAUAGUCUUACACAGACAGUAACAGACAGUAACAGACAGACAAGUCAGAUGGACUAGUCAGGCGGACACAGAGGGAGCAACAACCAACUAAGCUGUGCCCGUGUAGAUUUUCUGUCUGCACGAGAAUAAACUCAAGUCAUCUCAGAAGCCGUCUCCUGACUCCUGAAUCCGACUCCUGAAGCCCGAAUUUCUUGGUGCCGUGACCCGGAUGGCAUACUAAAACCUACUUGGUAAGUAAACACCAUUUUGAACAGAACAGGAAAUUUUGGCUGGAUAAAAUAGGAGUCAGUAAAUGUUAUCCUCUCUGAACUGAGAGAUGUUUGUUUGUUACUGCUAGAAGCUUAGCAUUAGUAACUGUUUUAUCUCUGAACUGAGAGAUGUUUGUUUGUUACUGCUAGAAGCUUAGCAUUAGUAACUGUUAUCCUCUCUGAAGUUAGAGACAUUUUGUUUUUAUUUUAAUGAGCAGUUUCUUGGUAACUGCUGUUAGUGUCUUUGUUUUGCUACAGUUUCAGAAAGUUUGGUUUUGUUCUCUUGUUUCCUCACCAUGUCUGCUAAAGGCAGAAACAUUAAUUCUCAAUGUUCUCUGCCUGUUGCCCCUACUCCAGGUCAGGAAAUUACUGGAAAUUCUCCAGUAACAGUCAGGCUGUAUCCUGAAUUGUCUGAGAGUGACCUCUCUGAUGGGUCAGAAUCUGUGUCAUCAGAUAAAGAUUCUGACCAUGCUACUGGUAAAACACACUUUCCAAUCUGUUCCAAAAUGAGACCUAACUGUUGUAUCCUCUGAGGUACGUAAAAGGAGAAAUGCAGGUGGUGAAACCAGACUAGAAAUUGGGCACAUUCCUUUAGAUGCAGCAACUUUGGACACAAUAUCAAAAGAGUUUAAACCUCCAAGGGAAAUGGGGCUCGACUUCAUUGACCUCAUGCAUAAGAAAAGGAAUUUGUACUCACUACAUGCAAAUGACGCAGUAGCCAUUGCUAGCCAAGUUCUUAACAUCACAGAUGGUAGAGAACUUGCUAAAAUGUGUUGAAUGCUUUGGGUGACAAAGGCCAGAACCUUGACAAAGGGUUGGAAGCUUUUGAUGACUGGAUUAAAUGUAAAUGCCGUAAAACAACUGAUUGGGCGCAGAUUACCAACUGCAGACAUAGAAAGGGAGAGUCUGCAGCAGACUUCUGUGAGAGGUUUGAAAGAGUUUUUCUGCGUCAUUCAGGUAUUAGCCAAUACAGUGCUGAUAACAUCAACAAUACAACUGAUGGUCCCCAUUUUAGACAGCUGGUUGAGUCACUACAAACAGAUCUUAGACAAGCUCUGGUGACUGCUGUUCCAAAUUGGAGGAAAACUAAAUGGGUUCUUAAAAAUGAACUGGAUCGUUUGGAUGUGGAUCUUGAACCAAUCCAAUGUUCCUGCAUCUAUACACAUCCUCACAGAGAUGUGAGAUCAUAGAUCAAACAUUCUCUAAUCAGAAAAAAGAGUGCCACUACUGCCAUAGAAUUGGUCACUUUUCUCGAGUUUGUCGUAAAAAGCAGGCAGAUAGACGCAAAAUGGAUGCCAGUUCUAGAGGCAGCACAAUGGAAAAUUCUUUUGGUCAGCUCUGACAAGGCAGCCCAGCUGGGAUUUCACAGGAACAGAUACCAUUGAUAAUCAAGACUUUACAGGGUGUCACAGGGAUUUCAACAGUUUCUCCUGCUUUGGUUUAAGCUAAUUUGUCCUGCUACUUAAGCUCAUAUUUGUGCUAUAAGUUUUUAAGAACUGGUUUUCGAUGGUUUCAAAUUACAAAGUAGAAUUUUAGGUGUCUUAUGAACACAAGCUAAAUUUACCAUUCAGGUUGAGUUUAUCAUAAGCUAAGCAGCAUGUUAGCAACUCCUUAAUGAUGAGAUUUGAGUGCACUUUUUGAACUGUUUUUGUCUUAUUCUAGCAAUGGACUUGAGGUCAGUCCUCAUUUUUAUGUUGUGCUGGUGUACAACAUUUGUAAAUGUGCCAGGCACAUUUAAAUAUAUAUGAUACUGUCGGUCUUGCAUUGUUUUUUUAUGCAAAACAAAAAAGUUAAAACAACUACACGAUCAAUUUAAAAUUGUUAUACACUGAAUAAACCACUAUAUGAUCAAUUUAAGGUUUAUUCUUUUCAGUUACAACCUGUAGUUUGAGUUUCUGAUCUGUGGAACUCUCAGUAUGGCUGAACUGAUGUGUCAAAAGUGAUCCCAGCUUUGCCAUCAGCUGCCGGUGCUUAGAGGGAGCAAAAAUUAGCUCUGCUCCCCCUGGGGUGGGUAGAUGGUGCUCUCUCCCCAUCACACUUAAAGUGGCGCUGGGCGGCACAAGGCGUCUGUGAGCGGAUGAAUCGGAACCUAGCUGCUGUGCUUUCCUCCGAGCGCGCUAGCUGCUCAGGCAAUGAUUCAUCAGCAGCAGCUCGAAAAAAGGGGCAACUGACUUCACACGUGUCGGAGGAGGCGUGUGCUCGUCCGCAUCCUCCAAGGGUCACUGGCAUCACCGGUGAUGGGGACCCACAAUGGUCCAAGGGCACAAUUGGAUAUCCAAAAUUGGGAGAAAAAUAGAAAGAAAAAAAAAAGUGAUCCAAAUGGCUUCUGGAUCUAAGCUAACGCUAGCUCUACAAGCACAAAUUGGUCAAAGUAGGAUUAUACAAAUAGUUUUCUCACCUGUGGUGAGAUGAAAACUUGGACAACUAACGAGAUUAGAGUAAAUGUCUUGUUAUUUCUGGCCAAUGGGUCAUGGUGUGGAAACAUGAAACAAUCUAUUUAGAUGAGAAUGUAAGAGGAGAGGUGGCUAAUGCACAGAGCCUCUGGGAAGAACUAUGGUUUUUAUGCCAUGGUGGCUACCCCAGCUGGUGAAGACUUUUCAACACACUGUGUAUUAUCAUAGCAGCCUCUUCUGAGGGACAGAUAGUGGAAAUAAGCAGAUAAAGUACAAAAAAACACAUCAACAUCAAUGAACAAUUUACUGCUCAGUGUUUCCUCUGUUACAGAUCAGAUGGAGCCUGACAGUGCUCCAGUCAAUCCAGCAUGGCGAGAACAAUUUGUGACGUGUCGGACACAAGUCUCAACAGUUUAAGGACAUCUGAAGUUCAAAGUGGACUUCCCAGAUGACCUGCUAUUGGCCAACAUUGAAGCAAACGCCAUGAACAUCCACACACACACACACACACUGUGGCUGCUCACAAGUUGAAGUGGCGAUGUAAGAGGAGACAUCACCACAUGGAAGCAAGCCUCUUGGAAAACCAUGGACAACUACUGGAACUUUCUUCUUUUGUCUUCAGGAACAUUUUUAGGACCAAGUAACAGCCAUAAACAGCUCAAUACUUGGUUACUUUAACUUUUCUGACAUUUAUGGUACAGUCACAGUUGUAUAGUUACAGCCCCUUAAAUUGUUUAUACAUAUGACAAUUUAUUGUACAUAGUUUUGUGAUUCUCCAUGUAGAGAGAAUCAGAGGGAGCAAUGAGAGAUUCCGUCAACAACAAAUUGUACAUUUAUUAAUUUUCAACAUUGAGAGAUUCUGUGAAUAGCAAAUGGUGCUUUUCUUAGGUUCUCAACUGUCUCACUCCCUAACCCUCCAUUCCCCUUAACACUGAUAACAUUGCUGAAGGGAGUUGAUGUUCAUCUGUCUCUGCCUCUUCAAGUCAUUUAUAUGAUAAUUUGAAAUCCCAACCAAGGUGACGGCCAUCUGAUGACCAUCAACCCCCAAUGAUAACACCCUCCACAUACUCCUCAAUAAAACCCUUACCCUUUCUCCCCCUGCUGUAUUCAAAGCAGUUUCUACUGUAUGUAAAGUCCUACUGAAAUGUCUUAGUCAGACAGACAGCAACAGACAGACAAGUUAGAUGGACUAGUCAGACAUACACAGAGGGAGCAACAACCAACUAAGCUGUGCCCGUGUAGAUUUUCUGUCUGCACGAGAAUAAACUCAAGUCAUCUCAGAAGCCGUCUCCUGACUGCUGAUUCCUGAAGGCAGAAUUUCUAACACCGUCAAGAAAGUGUUGCAAGAUGUCUGACAGUCACUUCACUUUGUCAUUUGUACAUCGUGUGCUGGACGUGAGAAGAGCCACCACAUACUUCGCUUUUUGCUAUCCUUUUUCAUACACUGAUUGCCAAGACAUGCUUCUGCAGGUAGACCAGAGACUUCUCAGCAACACUUAUGCACUGGGGCCCUGCAGUCCAGCAGACAGUCUGUAUUAUCACCGUGAGUUGCUGUGUAACUCCCUGGAUGGAAGGAGAGUGGACCUGCUGACUGUGACCUCCUGCCAUGGCAUGCUGGAGGAGAGAGAGCCUAGACUGGACAAGCUUUUCCCUGACCACAGCACACCAAGGCCACACUGCUUUGCUGGCAAACGGGUUUUUUUCCUCACCAGUAGGGUGCACCCUGGUGAGACGCCAUCCAGCUUUGUGUUCAAUGGUUUCCUGCACUUCAUUCUGAAUCAGGAAGAUCCUCGUGCCCUGGCACUGCGCAAAAUGUUUGUUUUUAAGCUUAUUCCAAUGCUCAACCCUGACGGAGUCAGCAGAGGUCACUAUAGGACGGACUCUCAGGGUGUGAAUCUGAACCGGCAGUAUGUCAGCCCAAGCGCAGAGUUGCAUCCUUCUAUUUAUGGAGCUAAAUCUCUCCUUCUGUACCAUCACCAGCACAAUCGUCUCAACCCGAGUGCUCCUUCAGCCCUCAAAACCUCCAACCAGUCAAACACCUCUCUCCCACCCCUGACCACAACCUGUGAACUAGAGCACUACCUUAAUUGUCGUAACGAGGCAGAGUGGAUGGAGGGUCCAACCCUUGACUUGUUGGAAAUACCCAUGCAAAUGGAGGACACCUGGGAGAAGUCUGGAGUUGAAGGAGGGGUGGGGCCCUGUGAUGAGAAUAAAGCUGUACCAUGCUGUUGUGAAGCUCCUUGUUUUAACUCCAACCUCACAGAGAAAAUCACACCACAGGAGAGUGGAGUGGCCUAUUACAUCGACCUACACGGGCAUGCAUCCAAAAGAGGAUGCUUUAUGUAUGGGAACAACUUAAGUGAUGUAAAUCAGCAGGUGGAAAACAUGAUGUACCCAAAACUGAUCUCUUUAAACUGUGCCCAUUUCGACUUCCUUGGCUGUAAUUUUUCAGAGAAGAACAUGUAUGCACGGGACAGGCGUGAUGGUCAGUCUAAAGAGGGCAGUGGACGUGUAGCCAUUCACAAAGCCAUCGGCCUGAUUCACAGUUACACAUUGGAAUGUAACUAUAAUACUGGCCACUCAGUCAACACCAUCCCUCCUGCCUGCCACGACAACGGCCGAGCUACUCCACCUCCUCCUCCUGCCUUCCCUCCAAAAUACACACCAGAGGUAUAUGAACAGGUGGGGCGUGCAGUUGCUAUAGCAGCACUAGACAUGGCCGAGUGCAACCCUUGGCCACGGCUGGUCCUCUCUGAGCACAAGAACUUGAUGAAUCUGCGUGCCCGCAUGCUUAAACAUGUGCGUAACAGCAAGGGCUUCAGCACAAGGAUUCGUAAAAAUAUCAACAAGUCCUCCAGCACCCCUAAACCAUCUGGUAUGAGCAAUUCUGUUCCGGGGAAUUGUCUGGGUCGGAGCCGCAGCAAUAGCAGUGGUAACUGCACUGUUGCUGGGAGCCUGCAGAAAUCACCACAACUGAAAAGUUCACCCAGCUUCACAUUCGGAUGGAGCAACUCUGUAAACACCCCACUCACUCACAGGCCUACCUACAAAACACUGGGACCUGUCCGAGGCGAUACCUUUUCUAGAUGUCUUUCUGUAGAGUGCAAAGCACUGGAGAAGAGACUGUCACCAGGAAACAGCCAGGUCACUCCAUCUCACACCGCUCUCUAUCCUUCCUCCUCCUCCUCAUCUUCUUCCUCCUCAUUCUCCUUGUCCCCCACAUCCAGCUCGUUGAGGUGUGUUGCAGACACCAAUGCUCCAGGCAGUUCUGUCAGUACAGCAGGUCUGUACUCGCUACAGCCUCCCAGCCUGGCCCAACUGCUUCCCUCCCCGCAGGCCAUGCCCCAUAAUGGCCUGCCCACUGAGCCACUGCAUGAAUAUUCCAGACACCAUGCCACACAGAAAGGCCCACCACAAGCCACACAGCCACAGCAAGAAUGACUGUGCAUUCUCUAUUUAUGUGAUUGUGUUAUGUACAUGUGCGCAUUAGAGAGAAUCAGAGAGAACAAGGGAGGCUGACAUGGCAAACAAGUAGUAAUUUGGUGUUGGGGUUGCAGGUGGGUGUUUUAUUUUAAUUUGUAUGACUGUUAAUAUUUUUUUAUUGUUUUUAAUUUAAUUUAAAUGUAUCUGACUGAAAGGGCAGAAAGAGUCACUGGCAUUAAAUGCCAAAUGAACACCAUUUUAUUUUCACUCACUACAGUAGUGGUUUUGAUUAUUUAGCCUUAUUGCACUUUGACCAUGUUAUUAUAGAAUGGAAUUUACACUUAACACCUAUGACUGAAUUUACUGGGAACAAGAAAGAGUUGUUGUGUGUGUGCAUCUAUUUCUGUGUGCCAUUUUUGUUCAGAUACUUUUUUCUGCCUUUUUGCACUUUUGUCUUUUUUUUUGUUGUACUUCUGUCUUAGCUCUGUACUGAACAAAAAAUAACAUUGAUAGACCUAUUCAUAUAGAAAUACAUGAGUAAAAUCCUCUGUAAACUUGCUCUGUAUAUCCUCUGUAAACUUUUUUUUGACACCCUCUUGUCACCUGUCUGAAUACUGGAGAAGACAAAUGAAGCCACAUUUUGUAGUGACAUCACUGUGGCCAGACCCACUGAGCAUACAAGCACAUCUGUGUAAUUAAUAAUUUAUUACUUAAUGUAUUUAUUACAUUUUGUAAAACACUGUGUAGAAAUAAUAAAAUAUGAAACAAAAAAACUUUCAUGAUUGUAGAACAUAAAAUAAAUCGCUUAUGGGCAAAUAAUAAAGUGAUGAAUAAAAUAACAAAUGAAUAACACACAAGGCUUCCAAUUUUAGAAAUGCAAUGUUUUUUUGCAAGCACUGUCAUUGGCUCAUCAGUUUAUUAAAGAAAAUAGACCAGCGGCCCCAUUUCCCCAAAUCUGGAAUCAGCAUAUUUUUAUUUCACAAUUAUUUGGUAUUUUCUGUUGCUCAAUCACAUAAAAUCCCAAUAAAAUACAUUUAAGUUUGUGGGUGUAACAUGGCAAAAUGUGGAAAAGUUCAAGGGUUAUGAUUACUUUUUCAUGGUACUGUAUAUAUAUAUAUAUUUUGUUUAGAUGGAUUUUUGUCUUGUUUUGUAAAACUGUAUGUUUGGAGUGCUUGUUCUGCUAAAAAUUUGGCAUUCUUUUGGAGCUGCUGCUUGUUGCUUGAAAUGUUUUUUUUUUUUUUGCAUAAAUCUGAUUGAACCCAACAGACCAUGGAAAUUGUAAUUCUGUAUUUGUUGUCAUGCCAAUUGUGGUGACCUAAAUUGGUUUUCUCAAUCACCAGGAUUUUAAAACAAAUGUUCAUGUCUCCUCUGAAUGUCUGUGUAUUUUAAGGUGUUUAUUGAGUCAAAGUUUCAACUUUGGCUAAAAGUUAACAAGACUUCCCCUGCUACAGGACUGUGAACCACUACACAUGGAAUAUAAAUAGACAAGGAAUCUGGUUAGACCACUCAUUAGAGCCUAACAGAGCACAUAAUAUUGUACUUUGGUAACUAAAACAGCCCAUAACAUGCCACUAACUGUCAAUGAAUACAUCUGUUUUAACAAAUCUGACAUAAUGUGCCUGACAAAAACUUAUGUCCAACUUCACCAAGCCAUUUUGGAUGAUUUUUUGGUAAUUUUGGUAAUUUUUUGGUAAAACGUAUUUGCCAGUGGCCUGUUUAAAU